This is a messenger RNA of Aspergillus caelatus, 587 nucleotides long. RefSeq lists its product as uncharacterized. The transcript has a single exon. The coding region runs from base 115 to 414 and encodes 99 amino acids. NCBI's taxonomy places the organism in Eukaryota, Fungi, Ascomycota, Eurotiomycetes, Eurotiales, Aspergillaceae. The record is from RefSeq and is a predicted model, not a curated record.
UUACGAAAGACUUGUUACUCUCUUCCGGAAACAGUUCGGUAUUGUCGAGGGCUUGCUACUUUGCGUGGAGUCGUGGGUAAUUCACACUGGGACUGAUAUUGAUUUGGAAUCAGGAUGUCUCGAGGUAGAAGCCGUUUGUUUUCCCCCAGGGAAAGGUGCUGCGGGAGGUUGAUGGGGGGAUUCGACUGCAGGAGGAACAAAAACGGCAACAGAAAUAGGUCUUACCGCGACUGCGAAAGAUGUGGGCGGUUAUGUGCGGAUGAUUGGGAAGGAUGGCGACCCAAUAAUCCUCCUUGCGAAUGUGGUUUUCCCAGUCGGAUUCAACAUCAGCAGAAGGGAAAACAUUUCACCUAUCGAUGUCUUUAUGAGCGGCGCAGGAGGGGCCGCAAAUGUCGUGUCAGGGAGCGGAUUUAGGACUUAAUAUUUCCUUAAGACUAUGUUGCUGUGACGGGUGUUGGGAUAUUAUCUUGCGUUGUCUUGCAUAGAAUGAAAGACAGAAAGUGGAAAAUGUGUUCUAUGUUGAUACUUUUGGUAGCCCUGCUCAGUCAUGACCUUAGUAGUGGUGCAUUUCAUACACUGCAUUAUGC